Messenger RNA from Histoplasma capsulatum G186AR, 2331 nucleotides. RefSeq lists its product as uncharacterized. Gene Ontology annotation, biological process: N-terminal peptidyl-methionine acetylation. Lineage: Eukaryota; Fungi; Ascomycota; Eurotiomycetes; Onygenales; Ajellomycetaceae. Bases 1 to 2331 code for a protein of 776 amino acids. The transcript has 8 exons. The record is from RefSeq and is a predicted model, not a curated record. Gene Ontology annotation, cellular component: NatC complex.
AUGUCCGUCAAGGACAUAACCGCCGCUUUUACAAAGGCCAGUUCCGUCCUGAAUACCGGCCAGCUCGUCAAGGAUGAGUUCUUCACGCUGUUCGAGGCGGUAGGAGCGUUGGAAGUUGCCUGGCAUUCGGGUCAUCCCCUUUCUCAGACGCUGUUUACUUCUAUAUACCUCGAUCGAAUGUUGUGGCCGGUGCCAAAGUCAUUGAAGGAGGCGAAGUUUGACCGGUCGGGUAUGACUGAGCAUAAGAAAGAAGAGGAAAAGGAGGGGGACGAGGAGGACGGUUCGAAAGGGCAAUGGAAUGAGCUCGUUGAUCUCGUGCUGAGGGCGUAUUGCCUGGCCCUCAUCAAGGCGUGUGACCGCAUAAACUCCAAAGUUUGCUCGGAGUAUUUUCAUGAGGAAGAAGAUUUCGUCACGCAGCUCUACAAUCGCAAUUUACUCGCCGAUGUCGGAUCGGAUCCUAUCCAACUUAUUCUUGACGAUGCUCUGUCAUGGCUGGACAGGCAAAAGCAGGAGCAAAGUGGUGCCGUCGACGAGCCUAUCAGGGAAGCCCUCGUUCACCGUCUGCUAUUCCGCCGGGAGUUACUCUCUGGCCUGGAUGUGGAUACCAUGCCUGCCAAGCAACGAUCCAUUCAACCGUUCCUCGCCGCUCUUCGUCACCUUGGACGAAUUGAGAAGUCAAUGCACCUGGGCAAAUCAGUGCCAGAGGCGUUUAGUUGGAAGAUCCAGCGCCGGUUAGCGAGCACCGUUCCACCCAGGCCGAUGGUCCAUGUGAGUGCCGCUGAUGCUACUGCGCAUAUGACGCGGUUUUGUCAAGAUGCGGUGGAUGUGCAGCAGAUUCUGGAGUAUCGGGGACCGUAUAAUUUACAGACAUUUGUUUGGGCGUUGCAAUCCCGCAAACCGCAGCCAUGUGCCUACAUCCGAUCUCUUGUCCAAUCGCUCAUCGUGAAUGACAUGGAAAUCCUCGGCUCUGUGGAUGUGAAAGAUUUCUUCUUUGAUAGCCUUGCUGAGCUUGUUUUGCCGCAUAACCAGUUGUUGGACCGCAGGAAUGAGGAAGUGGAAGCACCGUCAGAUUCACGGUUUCAGAUCGCGAAGCACAUGGAUAAUUUUGUUAAAAAGGCUGCGCAGCCAUUUGUCGAUACCUACCGUACCACGUGCUUGAACCGAUGUCGAGUUCGCCGCACGCUCUGCCAUGCCAUUGUCGAUUGGGAUGCGCUGCAAGCAGAGGCCGAAGAUUUUGAUGUCCAUCUCUGCACUUUAACCUUAGAGCCGCCCAUCGUCCUCCACGGCAAUGAACCCACUUAUUCAUACCCACUUAGCAGUUGGGCAUAUCAUGAGAAGCUCCGCCAGAUGCGCCUCAUCCUCCAACUAGGUUUUGAACUAUCGAUAUACUCACCCGAAGAAAUGCCCGGGAUGUACUGCUGCAAAUCAGAGGACGGCGCCAGCUCCAUCACGCACACAGUCGCAACAAAGGCCCGAAACCAAUACCAACACCACCGCUGCGGAACAGCACCAGCGGCCUUCCACAAAACCCUCUCCCUCCUCCACAGACUCACAACUGAACUUGUAGCCAUCGACGCCUUCGCCAUCGCUUUGCACGCCCUCUACGUCCUUUUAUCCCGCUACCAAUUACUCCAAUCAACAUACAUUGCCUCCUCAACUCCUUCCACACAGACACAUCCACAAAGGCAGCGCCCGUCAUACUCGUCCGACCACCUCCGCUACGAGCUGCGCAUGAAACCCUUCCUUACCAUCUCGCUGCCCGAACUUGUCCCCUUCGACGCCUUCGAGCAAGAGUCUGGGUUAGUUGGGGUUAGCGACGCUGACGUGCUGGAGAGGGCGUCGAGGGCCAUUGCGGAGGCGAAGAGGGGUGUUGAGAGGUGCUUGAUGGCCGGCGCAUCUUUGGAAGUGGAGAGCAAUCAGGCGGGUAGUGCAGAUGGCGAUGGCCGUGACGUCCCCGAUGAGGUCCCCGAUGAGAAAGAAAGGAAGCGCCAACCUGCCAAGAUGGACGGAAAGGGCAAGAGUGCCAAACCAGAACCAGAACCAGAACCAGACCCCGAACCCAGACCCCGGCUCUUGCAGGAUGACUGGACCGGUGAUAUGAAGGAUUCGCUACGCGCGUGUAUUGGGGCCAGCAUCGCCAUUGGUACAGUGAAAAAAGCCAUUUCUGCAUCUGCGCCUGCCGGUGCUAGCAAUCCUGACGGGGAUGAGAAUCACCGGCCGAAACUAAAUCUAUCCGUUGACAUCCCGCCCGUUGGCUCGAAGGGGCGCUGGCAUGAUUGGUGGGCUGUACCUCGGGUUACGGAGGUGUUGCCGCUACGAGGCAGCGGGUGA